Dipodomys spectabilis (banner-tailed kangaroo rat) is the source of this 2244-nucleotide messenger RNA. It is a transcript of the gene Des, whose product is annotated as desmin. The transcript is spliced from 9 exons. Gene Ontology annotation, cellular component: Z disc; sarcolemma; intermediate filament. The record is from RefSeq and is a predicted model, not a curated record. Gene Ontology annotation, biological process: skeletal muscle organ development. NCBI's taxonomy places the organism in Eukaryota, Metazoa, Chordata, Mammalia, Rodentia, Heteromyidae. Bases 122 to 1534 code for a protein of 470 amino acids.
GGCUACAAAUAGAGCGGACGCCUAGGGGCUCCGUGUCCCCUCGUCCAGCCGUCCACUCUGCGCCGGCCGCCCGCCGCCCUUGCUCCGUGCGCCCCCGGCCAGCCUCGCCCGCACCGCCACCAUGAGCCAGGCCUACUCGUCCAGCCAGCGCGUGUCCUCCUACCGCCGCACCUUCGGCGGCGCCCCCGGCUUCUCGCUCGGCUCCCCGCUGAGCUCGCCCGUGUUCCCCCGCGCGGGCUUCGGCACCAAGGGCUCCUCCAGCUCCAUGACCUCCCGCGUGUACCAGGUGUCGCGCACGUCGGGGGGCGCCGGGGGCUUGGGGUCCCUGCGGGCCAGCCGGCUGGGGGCCACCCGCGGGCCUUCGUCGUACGGCGCGGGCGAGCUGCUGGAUUUCUCGCUGGCCGACGCGGUGAACCAGGAGUUCCUGACCACGCGCACCAACGAGAAGGUGGAGCUGCAGGAGCUCAAUGACCGCUUCGCCAACUACAUCGAGAAGGUGCGCUUCCUGGAGCAGCAGAACGCCGCCUUGGCCGCCGAGGUCAACCGACUUAAGGGCCGCGAGCCCACGCGCGUGGCCGAGCUCUACGAGGAGGAGCUGCGCGAGCUGCGGCGCCAGGUGGAGGUACUCACCAACCAGAGGGCCCGCGUGGACGUCGAGCGCGACAACCUCAUCGACGACCUGCAGCGCCUCAAGGCCAAGCUGCAGGAAGAAAUCCAACUGAAAGAAGAAGCAGAGAACAAUUUGGCUGCCUUCAGAGCGGAUGUAGAUGCAGCCACUUUAGCUCGCAUUGAUCUGGAGCGCAGAAUCGAAUCUCUCAAUGAAGAAAUUGCAUUCCUUAAGAAAGUGCACGAAGAGGAGAUCCGUGAGCUGCAGGCCCAGCUUCAAGAACAGCAGGUCCAUGUGGAGAUGGACAUGUCCAAGCCAGACCUCACAGCGGCCCUCAGGGACAUCCGGGCUCAGUACGAGACCAUCGCGGCUAAGAACAUCUCUGAAGCUGAGGAGUGGUACAAGUCCAAGGUGUCCGACCUGACCCAGGCAGCCAACAAGAACAAUGAUGCCCUGCGCCAGGCUAAACAGGAGAUGAUGGAAUACCGACACCAGAUCCAGUCCUACACCUGCGAGAUCGAUGCCCUCAAGGGCACAAACGAUUCCCUGAUGAGGCAGAUGCGGGAGCUGGAGGAUCGCUUUGCCAACGAGGCCAGCGGCUACCAGGACAACAUCGCCCGCCUGGAGGAGGAGAUCCGGCACCUCAAGGAUGAGAUGGCCCGCCACCUGCGCGAAUACCAGGACCUGCUCAAUGUGAAGAUGGCCCUGGAUGUGGAGAUCGCCACCUACCGGAAGUUGCUGGAGGGCGAGGAGAGCCGAAUCAAUCUCCCUGUCCAGACCUUCUCUGCUCUCAACUUCCGAGAAACUAGCCCUGAACAAAGGGGUUCCGAGGUCCACACCAAGAAGACUGUGAUGAUCAAGACUAUUGAGACGCGAGAUGGAGAGGUUGUCAGUGAGGCCACACAGCAGCAGCAUGAGGUACUCUAAAGCCAGAGACCUUCAGACACUGUCCUGGCCCCUCCAGACACUUCACUGCCUCCUCAAGCCAGCCUCUCCAUCCUGGGAUGCCACAGCAGCUGCCUUUCUCUCCUCACAGCCUCUGACUCCUCCUCACUGUCCACCACCCCCUUCCCCAUAGUCCCAUCCCACUAAGCCCCAGGGAGCACUCCCUAGUCACCCCUGCAGAUCCUGCCUUCCAUCCUGGCUGUUGGAAGUGGGUGAACCUGACUGUUGUACUGGAUGGAGCCGGGCCCAACCCAGAAGCCGGUCCCACCUCCCUGAUUUCAGGCUCUAGCCUCUAGGGAGAGAGAUCUGGAGCAGGGUCUGGGGCUACUAGGUCUGGAUGGGGCCUUUGACCCUUCCUACCCCCUAGCCUGGAUAAAGAAAGAAAAGAAGGUCUCCUCAGCAAGCUGGGCAAGGACCCCUAUGGGGACCGAGGCACUUGUAAGUGUUCCCCCGGUCCCUCCUUUUCCUUUCCCCAGCUUGGGGUGAACUUAGAAAGCAGGGGCUGUAAGAGGGAACCCCCGAAGGUGUUGGAUGUGGGAGUAGGAGAUACAGAAGAGAGAGGAUGAGAUGCUGAGAGGAGAGGAAAGAGAGAAGCAGACUGGGCUCAGGCUGGCAGGAGGGCACCACCUCCCCUUGCCUGACCCUCCUAUUGUUGGGGCUGUGGACAGAAACAAUAAAGAAUGAGCACAAGC